This is a messenger RNA of Alligator mississippiensis (American alligator), 903 nucleotides long. It is a transcript of the gene MLANA, whose product is annotated as melan-A. The transcript is spliced from 6 exons. The coding region runs from base 382 to 789 and encodes 135 amino acids. NCBI's taxonomy places the organism in Eukaryota, Metazoa, Chordata, Crocodylia, Alligatoridae. The record is from RefSeq and is a predicted model, not a curated record. Gene Ontology annotation, cellular component: melanosome; trans-Golgi network; endoplasmic reticulum membrane.
GGAGCCUAGCAAACUCCACACGUGUUUCAGAGUGAACUUAGCAGCCUGAUCAACCACUAAGGACUCCCCGUCACCGACCCAAGGGGGCCUAGCACACCCCCACCCGAGACGUAAGAUGACUGCCGGCUCGAACACCCUGAACACAUUUGCAGACCAACCAAACGAUCUUUGUAAUUUCUGCCCGACCCAAGUUUUGUUUACAACUGUAAUUGAAGCAAGCUUCCGGCCUGCGCUGUACGAGCAGUAUAACUAUUUAGAAUCUUCAUUGUAGCUGAAUGAUAUACAAUAUUCAUCUGGCAAGCACAACUACAGUCACACUUUGUUUGAAUCAAAAACUGCAAUCUACUGAGUGAAGCUGGACUUGGACUGUGACUCUUUCAAAUGCACUCACCCAGUGCACCCCAACAGAGAAGCAGAGCAAGGUGUGACCCAGACCAAUCUUACAAAAUGCCCAGAGGAGCAGGCCAACCAGAUGGCAUCUUUAGCAGAGGGAAGGGAUAUUCCUAUCUUGAUGUAGAAGAGGCUGUGGGCAUUGGAAUCCUUGUUGUGGUUCUUGCAGUGUUACUGAUCAUUGGCUGCUGGUAUUACUGGAAGCGCAGUGGUUAUAAAAGUCUUUGGAAUAAAAGCUCUGGUGUUAUCACUUUAAGAACCUCUGCAAGUGGACAUGCCCUGCUGGAUUCCAAAGGGCCCUUACAACAGUAUAGCAACUUUAACUCUGUGGUACCUGAUGCUCCACCAGCUUAUGACAAAAUUUCUGCAGAACCGUUGCCACCACCUUAUUCGCUAUGAGGCUGAAUCAGUCAACUAAGGAUACAACCUGAUUCUCUUUACGAUUCAGCCUAAUUCAUGUAUGCACCUAAUAUUCUUUAUGGACAAACUGUAAUAAACUACACAUUUGAAUUA